This is a messenger RNA of Prinia subflava (tawny-flanked prinia), 5429 nucleotides long. RefSeq names its product quiescin sulfhydryl oxidase 2 (gene QSOX2). The coding region runs from base 16 to 2358 and encodes 780 amino acids. The transcript has 12 exons. Gene Ontology annotation, cellular component: Golgi membrane. Gene Ontology annotation, molecular function: protein disulfide isomerase activity; flavin-dependent sulfhydryl oxidase activity. Lineage: Eukaryota; Metazoa; Chordata; Aves; Passeriformes; Cisticolidae. The record is from RefSeq and is a predicted model, not a curated record. Gene Ontology annotation, biological process: protein folding.
GUCCCCGCUUCCCUGAUGCACACGGACAGCCCCGUCAGGGACACGGGCAAUCCCCGCUCCCCUCAGCGGACACGGGACGGCUCCCGAUCCCCUCAGAGAACACAGGGCGGUCCCCUCAGGAACACGGACAAUCCCGGCUCCUCCCCGGAGCACGGGGCAGCCGCCGUUCCGCUGAGGGACGCGGGACACAGCGCGCUCCCCUCGGGGCUGCCCUCAGGCCGCGCCGCCAUGGCCGGCGCGUUGCUAUGGCGCGGCCCCGCCCCGCCCCUCUCCGCGCGUCCCAACAUGGCGGCGGCGGGCGGGGGCCGGCGGGCGCUGCUCCCGCUCCCGGUGCCGCUCCCGGUGCCGUUCCCGGUGCUGUUCCCGGCGCUGCUCCUGCUGCUGCUGGCGGCCGCCGCCACUGCGCGCCUGUACCGGCCCGGCCACGACCCGCUGACCGUGCUGACGGCCGGCUCCGUGCGGCCGGCGCUGCUCAACUCCUCGGCCGCCUGGGUGGUGCAGUUCUACAGCUCGUCCUGCGGCCACUGCAUCGCCUUCGCGCCCACCUGGCGAGCGCUGGCGGGGGACGUCAAAGACUGGGAAUCUGCAAUUAGAGUUGGAGUGCUGGACUGUGGGGAAGAGGGGAACUAUGAGACGUGCAAAGAAUAUGGGAUCCACUAUUACCCAACUUUAAGGUACUUCAAAGCGUUUACAAAGCAAUUCACAACUGGAGAAAAUUACCAAGCAGGAGCAGAUCGAGAGCUGCAAACGCUUCGGCAGAUGAUGAUUGACUUCCUGCAGAACCAUUCCCAGGAGGGGAGACCUCCUGCUUGCCCACCACUGGAUCCACUGUUGUCCAGUGAUUUCCCAUCUCUUUUUGACAAGAGCAGCCACCACUACACAGCCAUUGUGUUUGAGAGCAACAGCUCCUACGUGGGCCGGGAGGUUACCUUAGACUUGAUCCAGUAUGAAAACAUCGUGGUGAGGAGAGCGUUGAAUUUUGAUAAACCUUUCCUGGAGAAACUGGGGGUCACCUCUGUCCCCUCGUGCUACCUGAUACAGCCCAAUGGCAGCCAUGGAUUAAUUAACAAUUUGAAGCCUCUACGGUCUUUCUUUUCUUCAUAUUUAAAGUCACUGCCAGGUGUAAGGAAAAAACUCCUUUUGCCACUGCAGCUGCCUGCUCCAGAAAACAAAGAGGAGAGCACAGAAAUCAAGGCGUGGAAAGAGUUUGAUAAGUCCAGGCUCUACAUGGCUGACCUUGAGUCAGGAUUGCAUUUCCUGCUCCGGGUGGAGCUGGCCACGCACAGGGCGCUCGAGGGGGCUGAGCUGAAAACCUUCAAGGACUUUGUCACCAUCUCUGCCAAGCUUUUUCCUGGCCGUCAGCCUGUGGUGAAGUUGUUAGAGACCUUGCAGGAGUGGCUGGUGAGCCUUCCAUUAGACAAAAUCCCUUAUGAUGCUAUCCUGGAUCUGGUCAACAACAAAAUGCGGAUUUCUGGGAUAUUUCUCCCCAGAAAAGUCCAGUGGGUUGGCUGCCAGGGCAGCAGACCAGAGCUGAGGGGUUACAGCUGCUCCCUCUGGAAGCUGUUCCACACCCUCACUGUCCAGGCUGCCCUGAGACCAAAAGCUUUGGUAAACACAGGUCUUGAGGACAACCCCCAGGUCGUGCUGCAGGUGAUGAGGGGAUACAUCCAGCACUUCUUUGGGUGCAAGGCUUGUGCUCAGCACUUCGAGGAGAUGGCCAAAGAAUCCAUGGAUUCUGUGAAAAGCCUGGACCAGGCUGUCCUGUGGCUCUGGGAGAGGCACAACGUGGUGAACAACAGGCUGGCAGGCGAUUUGACUGAAGAUCCAAAAUUCCCCAAAGUUCAGUGGCCGACUCCAGACAUUUGUCCUGCAUGUCAUGAAGAGAUCAAAGGGCUGCACAGCUGGAAUGAGGAGCAAGUCCUGCAAUUCCUCAAAUCCCACUACAGCAGCGAAAAUAUUCUCUAUAAAUACACCGAGAGCCAGAGUGACCCCAGUGACAACGAGCAGGGAGACACGAGGGAGGGGAAAGACAAAACCCUGCUGAAGAACUCGGGGGGAAAUGGAGAAAAUAAACUCCAGGAUGAGGAAAACCCAGUGGAUCCAGGCUCCAAGGUCUUAGAGAAACCGGUGGGGAAUGCUGGAGCUGUCCAAGGUAGCGGCAAAAGCGCAGCUGCAUCCGUGAGCCUCAAAGGGACCAGGCAGGCUGUGUCCUUCCUGGGGAUUGGAUUUUCCAACCUCGACAUGAGUCUGUGUGUCAUCCUCUAUGUGGCAUCCUCCUUGUUUUUAAUGAUCAUGUACUUUUUUUUCCGGGUGAGAUCCAAGCGCUGGAAAGUGAAGUAUCACCGUUCCUCGGUGUAGGAGCUCUCGCUGUACGUGGCUGUUGGGUCCCAGACACAGCUUUAAUAUUUAUGAUCAGGGAUUUUAUAUGCAGUAUUCCUUAUUUCAGAGCCCUUUCUUCCCCAGGCAAUUCCCAGGUGUUCAGCUGGCCUCGAGAUCCCCAGGCUUUGCCCAGGGCCACGUCAAUGUCCUCGCACGGGAGCGUUGCAUUUGGCACUUAAGAGUUUUCCAUGACUUCCCACCAACAUCCUUGACUCAUUUCCAGAGUAAACAUUGCAUUAUGCAAUCCACUGUGCCUGCUGGAGAAGGAAAUUGGAUAUUGUUUUGUGUAUUUUCAAGUCAGGUGUUUUUGUUUUGUGGUUUUUUUUAAUUCAUCCAGAGCUGAUUUCACCUCCCUGAGUGCUGAGUGGUUCCUCUGAAUGGUACCUUGGCUCUGCUUCACUGGGAGAAGCAGGAAUUCUCAUGGGUUUUUUCAGGAAACAAGAGUUCUCUUCUGAUUAAAUCAAUUCUAAACCUUUGUGACUUUCUGAAAUAUUAUUUACAUAUUUAAAGUAGACAGCAUUCCAUGUUCAAGUCAUUCAUCAUUCUCUGGUGCAUUCCAGCCAAGGGAACGUGUGUGUCCUCACUAGGGUGAGAGGUUUGGGGCACAAUUAGCAGCCUGAUUCUGAUUGCUGAGUAAUUACAGUAAUUACCCAGGUAGAAGCCAAUCCUGAUGGACUCUAGGAAAGGAAAACAAUGUUUUUAGUGAAGGACAGCAAGAUUUGUGUCACCAUGGCAGAACAGAUUGGAAAAUCUGCGAAUGUUGAGUUUGUUCUGAAUUUCUCCAUCACAAGAGAGCAACCAACCCCUCCCUUGGUGUUUCCAGCUCCCAAAUGGGUGAGGCCAGAGCUGCCCCACUCUGGGAUGUGCCAGUUCCCUCUGCAGGUCAGUGUGGGGUCCUUGCAGUGAGAAGAAGCCAUGAAAAAAUUAAAAAAUCAUCCUUGGGAGUAGGAGUUGCUGUGAUCCUGGCUGGGGGGGAUAAUUCACGUCCUGGAUAGUGAAGUUUAUAAUCCUAUCCAAUGUAAUUGAGCAUGUUCUAGUUAUCCAUUACCUAAUCUUUAGUUAAUCCUAAUAGGUUUUGGCCUCAAUGUUUUCUCGUGGCGGUGAGUUCUCCAGAUUAAUUAUGUUAUAUAAAAAGGCUUUUCCUUUCAAUUCUACAUUUGCGACUUCUAAUUUAAUUGAAUGAUUGCUGGCUCUUCUCUUACACGACAAGGAAUGAGGAGUCCCUGGCCAAUUCCCUGGAUUUAUACCACUGGAGUGUCCUCCUCUGAUUUCCCUGAGAAGCCCCAGCGUAGAAAGUUUGAACAAAAAAGCACAAAAACUCCACAGGGUUAUUUUUUCAUAAUCAAAUAUUCACAAAACCGAGUAUUUCUGAUGUGUCUCUGCAGCAUCCAAUAGGAAUAACAAAAUUGAGCUGCAGAGAUUCACUGUCCUUUGUAGCUUAAGUUAAAAUAACACCCACAUAGAGAAAAAAUUUCUGGGGUUGCUGUGAACCUGUCAGAGGAAGAAAUCUCAGUUCCCAUGACCCUGUUAAUCCAACAUUCCUGCAGAGGGGCUGGGUCUGUGCUUGUUAAGACCCUCAGAAUUCCAGGUUCUGGCACAAGGAGCCAUCCUGGGUCUUUCCUCUAGAGGAAUUUAUGACUCCCAUCCUUAGAGCAGCUGGGCUGGGAUAUUCAAACACCCUGGAAGCACAGGAGUGAUCCAGGCCCAGCAGGGCCCUUUGGGUUGGGCUGGGAUCCAGGGACAGAUCCCAGGGCAAGACUCAUUCAGGGGAGAAAACCUGGAGAUUCCACACAGAGUUUUGGAAAUGGAUAACUCUGGGCUGGCCUGAUGUGGGCAGCUGUUCUCAGCUUUAAAAGAAAAUCCAAACACCAGGAAAGCCUAACCCAGCACAGCAAGGUUGGAUCUGGAAAAUGGGGCCAGUUAAUCCCUUCUGUCAGUAUUGCACAUUCUCAGGUUGAAAUUCAGUCAUUAUGGCUGUUGUUCAGAACUCUAACAAAUCCAUAGACCUGGUUGCAUAAGCUUUGACUCAUUCUGCUCAUUUAUUGUCUUUCACAUGAAAGCAAAAGGACUUGAAGGUUUGUAGGGAUGAUCUUGCUAUUAAAGACCAGCAAAUGUGGGUUUGGAAUAAAGUUUGGGGGAUUUGCUACACACAUUUAACUUCCACAUUGCUGUGACCCUGCUGCAAACACAACAAAAUGAAUCAAUAUUCAAACUUCUGUGGCUUUUUUUGUCUCUUCAGAGUAUAAAAGUAUGAAAUUAAUGAAAUUAGGAUGUCGCUUGUCCAUGUUAGUGCUCCAGCUCUUGCCAGUGAAUCAGCCAAGGCUUUCACUUCAAUGUCCUCAUCUGGGAAGGUUUUCUUGACUUUAAAUUCACUUGAGUAAAUCUUGCUUUGCUUGGGUUUAUUUUUGUCCUUCUAAUGACAAAUUACACCAUUUUAUGUCUCUGUAAUGACACAGUCUGUGCUGGGGGAUGGGUGAUGAUGGCAGGAAAGUGUUCCAGGUUUAAAAAUUGUCACCUCCUCGAUCUUGGAGGGUUCAUUUGUGUGGUGUGGUGUCCACAGAGGUUCCUCAAUUCCACUUCCCUGUGGGGAUCGUGCUGUGCUGGGAGCAAUCACUUGGCCCUUUGUAAUUCAUGGAGCUUUCUUUGCUCUCGGGACAUUUUCAGAUAGGAAACAUUAAAAUAAAAGGAGUAGAAUGUGCCAGGAGAGACAAAAGUCUGCGAGUGCUGAAGAAACCUGAAGAAGUUUGUGAGAACUCCUGAUUUAAGUUUCCAGCAGUGCAUCCAUCCUGCUGUUCCUGCACAGACCUGGAUGGAACAAAGGUCCCAGGUGUGGUGUUGCACAUGAGGUGUUGAAAAUAGUGACGAUACCAUUUCAGUAAUUUAAAUGUUCUAUUUAUUUAAAGUCAAUAACUUGACAUUUCCGAGUGUGUUCUGGUUGGGUUGGGUUUUUACUGUCUCAUUCCUCUCUGGGAAGGAAAAGUGACUGUUUUGUACUAAAUUGUAAAAUAAUGUGCUUGUUUGAAAUAAACUGCAAACGUUUGGGCAAAGUG